AACCAGACCGAGAAGAGUACAAGCGACCUAAAAAACCCAUGCUCGUCACCGAGCGCAGCAUCGGUGUGUCCAAAUGCACACGACUCACCGUCAAGCAACGAGAGCCCGUCAAAGCGCAAGAGUGUUAUGGGAUCAAUCAGGACGAACAAGCUUCGAAGUAUCAACUCUUUACGCAAUCUGCGAUCACCUACUAAAGCCAAGCUGUCCGAUACAGUUGCUGCCCCUUGUGAUAACGUAAGUGUAAGCCCGCAAACUCCAAAGGACAGGCCAAGUUCGUCUCUCCUUCUUGGUUUCCAAGAGUCGCCAGCAGAUAAACCUAUAUUUGAUUUGAGCCGCAGGGACUCGACGUUUGAGCAGAGCGUUCAUCGCUCAUCUCCCGUGCCUAUUCCUUCGUCCGAGAACCAGCAAUAUCACUUAUUUGUUAGUUCAUCUGUCAUACCUGCUGGCACGGUCCCCUCAUCGCCGGCUCCAAUUCAGAAAAUCCUAGACCUGGAGGAGACGGAAAACUCUCUAUCGCCCAUGCUCGAACCAGCCAACAAACUAGAGCCAGGGCGUAUGAGGCUGCCAACCCCACCUCCGGUAGAAGAUAGUCUUCCCGAUUCCGUCCAAGCCGCUAUGGAACACUACUACGCUGUGACACCCGAUUCCGAAGACGAGCACCCUAGCGGUAAGAAUACUGCGGAACCGUCCCAGGAGCGUCAAGAUGUACAGCAGAGUACAGUCGACGAGGUGACAGAACGUUUGGAUGACCAUUGUCUUGUUGCGAACAAAACCAAGACGUCCACUAUAGAGAAUGCAUUGGUUAUUAUUGGCAAGAACUAUCUGGUCAAAGUCUUUCACCGCGGAGAUUGUCAACGUCGCAUCGAAAUUACGGCGUAUGACGGCCACGAAGAUGGAGCUGACGACGAGCUAGAACAUAUCCUCGCCCGCCGCGAAGAGGAUUUUGCUGCGGCCGAAGACAUCAUGUCGAGACUGGAUAGUUUUGUGGUGCACAACAAGGACAUGCUCGAUAAUGGAGGCAUGGAAAUGGUGCUUGAUGAAGCCCUUGCCGAAGGACUAGUUCCCAAAUGGCUAGAUCUUGACUUGGACAUGACAGGCACCAAGAAGCUGCAGAGCCGCGUGUACAAGGCUGCGAAGAUGCAAAAGCGCGAAAGUGUGUGGGGACAGCAUGCAGGACUGUACGACGGCACAGGCUACGGAGCAGGAUCUAGCUCGCGAUGUUCGACGGCUACAGAUGGUUCGACGGGUGCGGCUUGCUACGGGCGUGUUGAGGAUUGCAGUUCCGAGGACGGGAUGGACAAGAUGGUGCCAGGGGCCUACCAAAAGCCUUCUUCGUUCGGCUCGAUGCCGGACUCGCUGCGACGGGUUGCGUGCAUGGACACAAACAGGAUUGGAAUGGAAGAGAAGGACCGCGGAUUUGCUCUCCAUGCAUGA
Exserohilum turcica Et28A is the source of this 1434-nucleotide messenger RNA. RefSeq lists its product as uncharacterized. Lineage: Eukaryota; Fungi; Ascomycota; Dothideomycetes; Pleosporales; Pleosporaceae. The transcript has 3 exons. The annotation marks the transcript as partial. The record is from RefSeq and is a predicted model, not a curated record.